UGGGUCCGUUCAAGCCGGCCAAAGAAGCGCCGCCCACACUGGAUGAGCUGGAACGCGAGCUGGCGUUGGCGGGCGCGCUGCCCGCGUUCGGCGGUCAAUGGCAGCCGGCCACGUGUCGGUCGCGCGACCGAGUCGCCCUCAUCAUUCCCUACCGCGACCGCGCCGCGCACCUCCGCGUCUUCCUCAAGAACAUGCAUCCCUUUCUGCAGCGACAGCAGAUCAGCUAUGGCAUUUUCAUCGUUGAACAGGCUGGUGACGGCCCAUUCAACAGAGCUAUGCUGAUGAACGUGGGGGCCGUGGAGGCGCAGGCCCUGGGCCGGGGGCGGGGUGGGGGCGGUGGCUUCGAUUGCUACAUAUUCCACGACAUCGACCUGCUGCCUGAAGACGACCGCAACAUUUACAACUGUCCUGACCAGCCCCGCCAUAUGUCGGUCGCCAUUGACGUUCUACAGUACAGGUACUGCAUUCACUUCAUUUUUCACCGAGCGAA
Messenger RNA from Nilaparvata lugens (brown planthopper), 490 nucleotides. Its product is annotated as beta-1,4-N-acetylgalactosaminyltransferase bre-4-like. The record is from RefSeq and is a predicted model, not a curated record. The transcript is spliced from 2 exons. Gene Ontology annotation, biological process: glycosphingolipid biosynthetic process; carbohydrate metabolic process. The annotation marks the transcript as partial. Gene Ontology annotation, molecular function: N-acetyl-beta-glucosaminyl-derivative 4-beta-N-acetylgalactosaminyltransferase activity. Lineage: Eukaryota; Metazoa; Arthropoda; Insecta; Hemiptera; Delphacidae.